Molecule: messenger RNA, 1455 nt
Organism: Chara braunii
Lineage: Eukaryota; Viridiplantae; Streptophyta; Charophyceae; Charales; Characeae
Source: the annotation of a GenBank genome assembly
GGCUAGUAGCAAACUCAGACCCAUGGCGGGAGUCUUUGAUGAAGGGAAGAACCACAAGAACAUGCUACUGGACUUCCGUACGGCUUUCCGUGGAAGCGUGUUUGAGAGGUAUCAUGUUCUCCCAAUCCAAGUGGCCACUCUGGAGGCAUUCAGUGAUGUGGAUGAUGGAAACUUCUUCUGGGAGUUAUGUGAGUUCCUGCAGUACGGAGAAAAUGCCGAUCUGCUGAAGAGAGAUGACGACGCUUUUGUCAACAAGUUCAGUAAAGAGAUCAGAGCAGAUUUGCACAGCCCAGAUACGUCGAUGCAACGUGCCUUCGUCGACAUGACUAAAGCUUUCGCAAACGAAUCGCCCGAACUCUUUGAGGAGCUCUUAGAGAAAGCAAAUGCUGAGUACUUUUCGGAUUUCGACUACGAUGACCCAAUCUGUACCGAGUUGGAGAUCAAAUUGAGAGAGCUUGCACUGUUGCACUCAAACGAUUACUUGGCGAAAAUCUUUCAUCGGUCGGGGAUGGAGGUUGGUCACGAGAGCGACAUGGAUCUUGCCAUCAAAAUGUUUGACUUGUGCACAAAUGCGCAGCCGCUCGACGCUUUGGAAAGAAGGAUGCGCAUUCUGGUGACUGAGGUGCACCUUAUCGAUUUUGAUGCGGUGGGGGUGGGUGGCAAACACUUUCCCUUGCGGAUGCUCAUGCUUAAUCUGACUGAUGAUGGCUAUGAAGACCAUGGCUGGUUUGCCGAGGUGCGAGAUCGUGAGACAGACAUCCUGGUCGCUAGAGCCUAUGAGUCGGCCCUGAUGGAAGAGACAUUGGGUCUGAUGGAGCAGACACGACUCGAUAUCGUCGCUGCGGACGUUGUUGAGCAACGCUAUGAGCCGCAUGGAGACGUUCCGACAUUGCAAAGGACAUCAGGGUAUUUCAAUGACCGUAGCUGGAAGGAGCCCGACGGGUACGACUUCCAGUGGUGUGACGAUGGCUUCUGUGAGCGUGCUGGCCGCCAAAGAAAAGUGUUCUCAAAACUGCUACCUGAGGAGAGGAAACUUGUAGUGGAAGACUUAGUUCGUCUCCGGAAGAACUCCUUUUCCAGGUCACACGACCAUUCUAUUUCCUAUUCUAGUGCUUUGGAGUUCGAGCGGUUAAUUCCUGUUGCUGCCAUGUUGUCCUCUCUCCAUUUUCGGGAAAUUUUCGCUAAACGCACUCGCCCUUGCGACCAUUUCGACUCCGUUGUGAGGAGGUUUGAGCUCCGUACAUCAACACUGGACGAGUCUCGGAAAAGAGACCUUGUACAAAACGUCAAUGGCUUUCGUGGGGUCUUCAAAGGAACUUGUUGGGAGCAAUUACCUGACGACUUGAUUACUUGGAUACUGAGUCAUGUCGUGCGGCCCCAACGACACCUAUUCAGACCACCUGAAUAGGGGAGAGAGAGAGAGAGAGAGAGAGAGAGAGAGAGAGAGAGAGAGAG